CGACUACACUUCCCAUGAGCCUCCACAGCUUGCCUGCUUCAACGCCACACACCAACAUGGCGGGGUUUGCAGCCUUUUUGAAAAAUGCCUGGAAUAAGGAGCCCGUCAUCGUGGUCUCAUGCGGCAUAGGACUGUUGGGUCUUGCUCUUCCCUUAAUAAGCCCUUUCACAAAGUACUCUGGAAUGAUCAAUGCGGCCGUGCCAUACAACUACCCAGUUCCCGUGCGGGAUGACGGAAACAUGCCCGACAUUCCUGCACACCCGUCUGACCCUCAAGGAAACAACCUGCAGUGGCUUAAAGAUCUCUAACCUUCAUGUCGUCUCCUGUCGCUGGUGCUCGUCAAAUGUCUCCUAGUAAAGAUUAUUUCAAUGAAAAUAUUGCCGGGUUGCUCUCCUGUCCUAAAAAUAUGAUUUACUUUCAGCACGACUGAUCCCUUUAAGGGAGGUUUAUGCUUUAUGCAAUCUUUGAUAGGAUUAGGAUUUUUGCCCGCAUGGGAACAGAAGAAGUCUCACUAUGUGACAUUUUGGGAUUAUGAUGCAAAAACAAAAGAAAACCAGAGGGACAGUUCCUUCGUAGAUUGUUUUUUUUUUUUAAUCACACAGAAUGUCAAUAUUCAUUGUUAGGAAGCCAUGCAGCCUCACGUGCUCACGUGCACGUUGGUGCGUGGUGUUAAAACGUUGACUUUGGUAGUAGAUGUUUUCCACGUGUGAAGUCGGCUGUUCAAUUGUUUCUCUUGCAGCACUAAACAAAUGGGAAUGAUAAAAAAAAACUGCUCCAAAAGAUUCUGUGCAAUAAACAUGGAGAACUUCUGAUUUG
Molecule: messenger RNA, 816 nt
Organism: Doryrhamphus excisus (bluestripe pipefish)
Lineage: Eukaryota; Metazoa; Chordata; Actinopteri; Syngnathiformes; Syngnathidae
Gene: ndufa3
Product: NADH:ubiquinone oxidoreductase subunit A3
Cellular component (GO): respiratory chain complex I; mitochondrial inner membrane
Source: RefSeq, a predicted model, not a curated record